Molecule: messenger RNA, 804 nt
Organism: Paecilomyces variotii
Lineage: Eukaryota; Fungi; Ascomycota; Eurotiomycetes; Eurotiales; Thermoascaceae
Product: putative alanine racemase family protein
Exons: 1
Coding region: 1-804 (267 amino acids)
Cellular component (GO): intracellular anatomical structure
Molecular function (GO): pyridoxal phosphate binding
Source: RefSeq, a predicted model, not a curated record
AUGCCCGCCUCUCCAGCCCGUAUCUCGACCCUCACAUCCAACUUCUCCAGCGUGACGUCGCGCAUCGCCUCCGCGACUUCGAAAUCCACACACCCACGCACAUCGCCCGUGCGACUCGUCGCGGUCUCGAAACUCAAACCCGUCUCAGACAUCCUCGCGCUAUAUGAGCCGCCGAUCGCACAGCGCCAUUUCGGCGAGAAUUACGUUCAGGAAUUACUGGAGAAAAGCCGGUUACUUCCCGCGGAUAUCAAGUGGCAUUUCAUUGGAGGGUUACAGUCGAAUAAGUGCGUUGGACUCGCGAGGGAUGUGAGAGGGCUCUGGGCUGUGGAGAGUGUUGAUACGGAGAAGAAGGCUAGUUUGUUGGAUAAGGGCUGGGGAGAGAGAAAGAAGGUGCAGGGAGAGGAGAGUGGAGAGGAGGAGAAGCUGCGUGUGUUUGUGCAGGUGAAUACUUCGGGCGAAGAGAAUAAGUCGGGUAUUGAGCCUGAGGCGGCGCCAGGGUUGUGUCGGUUUAUCCGGGAGAAGUGUCCUCGGCUACGGUUGCAGGGUGUUAUGACGAUUGGGGCUAUUGCGCGGUCGAAGGCGACGACUCCGGGGAAUGAGAAUGAGGAUUUCGUCUGCUUGAAGGAGACGAGAGAUCGGAUCGUGCGUGAAUUGGGUUUGGAGGGCGAGGAUGCUAAGCUCGAGUUGAGCAUGGGAAUGAGUGAGGAUUUCGAAGGUGCCAUCACUCUGGGCAGUGAUCAGGUCAGGGUUGGGACGACGAUCUUUGGAGAGCGGCCGCCAAAGUCGGAGGCGAAGAUCAUAUAG